AUGCCCGACACCGUCCACCCCGAAGUUACCUGGGCCCAGCGCUCCUCCGACUCGGACGCCGAGCGCAACUACCUCUACGUUAACCUGAAGACCCCCGAUGUUCCUAAGGAGGAGUCCAAGCUGAGCAUUACCCCCAACAAUGUCUCGUUCACCGGUCCCUCCGGCAAGGGUGUUACAUACUCUGUUUCGCUUGACCUCUACGGCGAGAUCGACCCCGAGAACAGCAAAGUGAACCACACUGCUCGUGAGGUUGAGCUGGUUCUGCGCAAGAAGGAGCUGAAGCUGGAGUUCUGGCCUCGCCUUCUGAAGGACUCUAAGAAGGUCCACUUCCUGAAGACCGAUUUCGACAAGUGGGUUGAUGAGGACGAGCAGGACGAGGCUGCGGAGGAUGACUACGCCAACAACUUCGGCGGCUUCGGUGGUGACGAAGGUGGCCUCAGCAACAUCGAUUUCUCCAAGCUCGGCGGCAUGGGUGGUGCCGGUGGCAUGCCCGACCUGAGCGCUCUGGCCGGUGCUGCUGGCGGUGCUGGAGGCGAGGAAGAGGGCGAGGAAGAUGAUGAGGACCUGCCCGAGCUGGAGGAAGAGGGUGGCGACGCCCAAAAGUCCACCAAGAUCCAGGAGGUCUCUUAA
This is a messenger RNA of Penicillium argentinense, 630 nucleotides long. It is a transcript of the gene wos2, whose product is annotated as Hsp90 cochaperone SBA1. NCBI's taxonomy places the organism in Eukaryota, Fungi, Ascomycota, Eurotiomycetes, Eurotiales, Aspergillaceae. Gene Ontology annotation, cellular component: cytosol; nucleus. Gene Ontology annotation, molecular function: Hsp90 protein binding; protein-folding chaperone binding. The record is from RefSeq and is a predicted model, not a curated record. Gene Ontology annotation, biological process: chaperone-mediated protein complex assembly; protein folding. The transcript is spliced from 4 exons. The coding region runs from base 1 to 630 and encodes 209 amino acids.